Molecule: messenger RNA, 1248 nt
Organism: Acanthosepion pharaonis
Lineage: Eukaryota; Metazoa; Mollusca; Cephalopoda; Sepiida; Sepiidae
Source: the annotation of a GenBank genome assembly
AUGAGACACAUCCCAAUUUUCAACUGCCUCCUUUACAUGAAGUCCAAAUCUGACAGUCUCUCACGCAUGCGCCAGCAAUCAUGUGACUUGUGCGUCUUUUCUUUUCUUUUUUAUACGAUUAUCUUUUUUUUUCUUCUUUACAAUUAUUCCUUUUUUUAUUCUUUCUUUACUUAUACACUUUUUCUAAUCCUUAUUUAUGAUUAUUACUUUGUUUCUUUUCCUUCUUUACGACUAAUCUCUUUUUCCUUCUUUAAUAUUACUCUUUUUCCUUCUUUACAACUACUCCUCUUUCUUUUCCUUUCUUUUGUUUACUCCUUUUUUUUCAUUUUUCUUCUUUACAAUCUUUCCUUUGUUUUUCCUUCUUUAAUCUUAUCCUUUUCUUUUCCUUCUUUUCCAUUACUUUUUUUUUUCGUUUUUCAUUUUCAUAAUUACUCUUUUUCUUUUCUUCAUUUAAGAGUACACCUUUUUUAUUUUCAUUCUUUUCAAUUGCCACAUUUUCCUUCUUUAGAAUCAAUUCUUUUGUUUGGGUUUAUUCUUUUUUUCUUUCGAUCAUUCAUUUUUUUCUUUCACAAAUUCAUUUUCUUCUUUCGCUCAUUCAUUUUUUUCUUUCUCAAAUUCAUUUUCUUCUUUCGAUCAUUCAUUUUUUCUUUCUCAAAUUCAUUUUUUUCGAUAAUUCAUUUUUUCUUUCCCAAAUUCAUUUUCUUUUUUCGAUCAUUCAAUUUUUCUGUCUCAAAUUCAUUUUCUUCUUUUGAUCAUUCAUUUUUUUCUUUCGAUCAUUCGUUUUCUUCUUUCGAUCAUUCAUUUUUUCUUUCCCAAAUUCAUUUUCUUCUUUCGAUCAUUUAUUUUUUCUUUCCCAAAUUCAUUUUUUCUUUCUCAAUUUCAUAUAUUUCCAUUCCUUUCUUUCCGUUUAUUCGUUUAUUCUCAUUUUCUUUUCUGCUUAUCUUUCGUUGUCUUUAUUCCGUUAUUUUUUCCACACGUAUCUCUCACGUGGCCUAUUUCUUCUUUAUCUUUCCAUUCGUUUUUCUGUAUAUCCUAAAUUUUUCUUUCAAUUUUUCCUUCAUUAUUUUUCUUUUUUUAUUCACAUUUUUCUAUUUUUCUUUCUAUUUCUUAUUCAUUCGGCCAUUCUUUCAUUCUGUUAUUCAUUCUGUUUUAUUAUUUUUAACUUUCUUUCAUUAUUCUCUUUUUAUCUUUUCCCCUUUUAUCAUUCAUCUCUUUCUUUCUUUCCUUCAUAUACGUUCUUUCUUAUAG